AUGUUGCGAGUUCCAAAUCGAAGCAGUUCCAUUCCGUGCGAGUUCUACUUCGUUGUAGCGCCCAAUUUCGAUGUGCCCGCGCAAUCCUCCGAUCUGUAGGUCGCUUCAUAAUUCUACACCGCAUCCUCAUCCUGCGAAGUCUUCUCUUUUCUUCGAUUCAGGCUGUGAGCGCGCAUGAGUGAGUGUGCCUCUAGUGAGCGAUUGUCGAAGUCACUCACAAUUCACUCACUAACAAACACACACACACACACAACACAAGCGGGCUGUGGCUGGCCUGGUCGUCUUCUUUGCCGCCCCGAGUAACAGCAGUUGUGUGAGUGUGUGCGUGUGUUGGGUGGACCAGAGUUUUUCUCUGCUUUCUUGGCACGGUGCCAAGUGUCCAUUUUUCCGCUUCCUGAUGCCUGCGCCGAUCGCAAACUCCGCGGAAUCAGUUUGUUUACGCUGAUUACCUCUAGGAUGCGUAUUUGAAUCGUCCUCUGAUCGUCAGGUACGGUAAACGUCGCUUUUUGAGCGAAAUAGCGUGUUAGAAGAAGAGGUGGAGAGCGGAGGAGGCGGCCGCCGGGUGGGCAGACACGCAGAGUAAUCGCCGGCCACACUGAGGCCCCGCCUCCACGCGCGCCGAAAUGGGGAGCUCGGCAACCCCUCCUCGCUUAGUUCUACACCAGGCCAGGCAGAGAAGAGGACCUUAGCCUUCAUAUUUCACCCCAUCUGCCGGUCUUCUUUUCUUCCAACACAUCCUCCAGCAGAGUUGUGAGUCCGUCUAGGUUUGCGCUAGGUCGCUGUGGAGGCUGUUUUCACGCCAGCGCUGUUUAAAGUAUAGCUAUGUAGUACGGUAGGUGCCUAGGCUCUCCUAAUAAUACUAGUAUGUAUGUUUUAUUUCAGCUCAUGUCAUUUAAAGGCUUCUAGUUACGCACAGGCGCCACCCAGAUUAGACCGUAAGACUUUAUUUGAAUUUGGCGGGCCGAAUUGUGACACUCUGUCUAUCUCUCGCUCUCUUGGCACGCUGCCAAGUCAACAUGAUACACCGCGCACUCUUCCUCCUUCCUCCUUUUUUUCUCUUCCAUCCAUCGUCGUCUUCUUUCCGAUCUCCCAUUUUCCUCAUCUGAACAAGACUCAUUUCAUAAUUUUUAUUUUCAGCAACACCUCAUUCAAACCACUUCGAUCAUCAUGUCGGCCGUUGAGGAGAGACAAACCGAGAAGAGAGCCCUCGACAAGGGAGACGAGAACGACGACGUCGUGCCGGUGAAGGAGCCAAGAAUCGAGAAUGGAAAGAACGAGGUUAGUGUGAUGGGGAUUGAGGGCUGGCGCCGUGCCAAGUCCGUCGGUCGACAUUGGUUGGCUGUCAACUGUCCUUGAGAUCUCUCUUUCAAUGGUCUUUUUGCAGGAGGAGCCAAAGGAGAAGGUCGUCAAAGGUGAGAACUGAAUCCAGUGAAGGAAAGGGCAGACGCGAUGCACUGAGAGCAGCUUCAUCCGUCAAUUCCAUUCAAUCCGCUCGCUUCCCAUCCUUCGUUCGUGUGUUAGUGGCCGCGUGUGUAUGUGUUUGACGGUGGUGGUGCUGCUACGAGGCCGUCAACCGACGACCGACCUCGGUCGAGAUAGCGUUCGUGAGACAUUCGGAGCGACGACGAGGCAAGGAGUCGAGCGCACGCGUCGCGUCGACCGCGACGCACCAAGAUAACAGCCGUGCUUGGCUGGCUGGCUGGCUGGCCGGGCCGCGGGGCUGUUGUGUGUGUGCGUGUGUGUCGGUGAGCGGGCGAAGUGAGCGCGGUGAGCGGUGUGUGUGAGUGUGAGUCGUUUCGAAAGAACGAGCGGGAGAAGGGUCGAUCAGAGGAGAGGGCUGUGUGGAGGACGAGCGAGAGGCUGCUGCUGCUGCUGACUCGCAAAUUUGUAUGGGCGGCUGUGUGUUGUGUGCGUGCGGCGGCGGCGCGACGUCGUCGUCGUCGUUUGCGAAUGACGGCCUCCUCGCAGCUGCGGAUUGAUUUGCGCUGUGUGAUGGGAGAGACAGGAGAAAAAAGAGGAAGAAGGCUGGCGGCGACGGCGACGGCGUUGGGAGAUUUGAGCCGCCAGGCUCGGUCUUCCUGUGCAUGCACACACAGGACUGAUUAGUGAUCGGGAUUUGAAUAAUAAUAAUAAUGGCAAUCUGGGUUGGGGGAAUAUAUCAGUGUUUCGAGUCGUUGACAACUGUGAAUUAUUACAGAGGACGGAGAAGGGGAGGAGGAGGGAGACGACGAUGACGUCGACGAGGAAGAAGAGGUGAACGACGAGGAGUCGUCUGAAGGAGAGGGAGAAGGAUCGGACGCCGGAGAAGGCGAAGAGGAGGAAGGAUCUGGAGACGACGAGGACGGAGAUGAUGCCGAGGGAGGCGAUGAGAGCGACUAA
This is a messenger RNA of Caenorhabditis sp. 36 PRJEB53466, 2379 nucleotides long. The record is from the annotation of a GenBank genome assembly. NCBI's taxonomy places the organism in Eukaryota, Metazoa, Nematoda, Chromadorea, Rhabditida, Rhabditidae.